UGGACAAACGCCAAUAAAAGACACUAAACCGAGGAUUGCACAAACGAUAAUUACUUCGUUGAUUUGAACAUCAAAGUGAACAAAUCCUCCAUUGAAGAUGACAGAAGUGAAGCUCCAUGGAACUUGGCCAAGCCCUUUCAGUUACAGAGUCAUUUGGGCUUUGGCACUCAAAGGUAUUUCCUACGAAUACAUCGAAGAAGAUCUAUCCAACAAAUCUCCUCUGCUUUUACAAUACAAUCCCGUUCACAAGAAGAUUCCGGUCCUCGUCCAUGCCGGAAAACCCAUCUCCGAAUCCAUGAUCAUUCUCCAGUACAUCGACGAGACCUGGCCGGAGAAUCCCCUUUUACCCUCCGAUCCUCUUCAGAGAGCUGCCGCUCGGUUCUGGAUCAAAUUCAUAGAAGACAAGAGCUUGGUGAUUUUGGGAGUAAGUGAUAUUUUGGAAGGGGAAGAAUAUAAGGAAAAGGCGAGAAAAGCGAGUUUGGAAGUGUUGAAGACGGUGGAAGAACAAGCACUCGGUGACAAGAAAUUCUUCGGCGGCGAUGAAAUCAACAUGGUGGAUUUGGCGUACGGGUUCUUGGCACGGUGGCUGCCGGUGGUUGAAGAGGUGGUGGAAGUGAAAAUCCUCGAACCAAAUACGGUUCCUCGGCUGUAUGCUUGGGCGGAGAACUUUCGGCAAGCCGCCGUGAUCAGGGACAAUCUUCCCGAUCACGACGAGAUGGUUUCACGGCUGAAGUUCCGGAGGGAGCAGCGAUUGCAAAUUGGGAGGAAAUCAUAAGUACGACUCCGGACGGCGCCGUUUGGCCUUGUGAUUUGGGAAAUUUGAGCCUUUUCUUUACCGUUUGUGUUUGUAUUUUGGCUAAGCAUACAUUUUAACGGUAAAUGUUAUAAAUGUGUGCUUUUCUUUGACUUGUACUCUAAUCAAAUCAACUAAUGAAAGUUAUUGAUCAAGAAAAA
Molecule: messenger RNA, 954 nt
Organism: Cucumis melo (muskmelon)
Lineage: Eukaryota; Viridiplantae; Streptophyta; Magnoliopsida; Cucurbitales; Cucurbitaceae
Product: probable glutathione S-transferase
Exons: 2
Coding region: 98-775 (225 amino acids)
Biological process (GO): glutathione metabolic process
Cellular component (GO): cytoplasm
Molecular function (GO): glutathione transferase activity
Source: RefSeq, a predicted model, not a curated record